UUUGUGUAUCACACAGUAUGAUGAUUGUGCCUCCCUGACAACCAGAACCCUUCGAUGAAGCCAGAAGAGUGACAGAGUGAUGGCAUCACACAAGGCAGUAAGACAGGUGAUUGCUCUUGUGCUCCUAUACUGCAGUCUGGAGACACAGGCAGACAGACAGCCCCGACAUUUACCUCCUGAGGAAUUGACAGAUGCACAAGUGUCACACUUUCAUGCCAGAAGAACAAGAGAGUUGAAAAAGCUGACUGAAAUUGAAGUUGUGCUUGCAAUACGCGUCCCAGUUGCUGAAGUGCCACCAGAUUUCACUGAUCUUCUGAGGCACCAGCUGAGAAAUGUCUCCUUACCAAACACCAUCACUAAAUCUGUAGUUGCAACAGAGGUAAAUCUCACAACAGUGUGCAAGCCAGACACCACUGGAGUGCACCAGUGUAAUUGUGAGGAGCGGUUUGGUUGGUCAUGUGACAAAUGUGUGACACAUGAUGUGUGCAACAGCACAGUAGCAGAAACCUGUGGCUGUAUAAAUGGACUUCCUUAUGAUGGACAGUUUUGUGAACCAAUCACAGGUCUCACUCUGUGCCAAUCAUCAACAACACAGACUACGCCAAGUGCCACUCCAACACAAACAGUGACAACAAUGAUAACGCCAACAACGCCAACAACAACAACAACAACAACAACAACAACAACGGACCCAACUAUUUCUUUUUCUGUUCUCGAGAGGAACCUUGAGUUUUCAAUGGACCUCGAGUUUAAUCCUUCCUUCAACAACCCCGACCAUGAGAUGUUCAAAGAAAUCGAUGCUGUUAUUAAAGUACAGUCUGAGAUGUUCAUCAGCAAUCUGAUAUCAGCAGAGUUAAAGAAAUUGAGGAGUGGGAGUGUCAUCGCUGAAUAUAUUAUCCGAGCAACCUCUUUUGAACCCGGGGAACUUGCUUCAGUAGAAAAUGGAAUAUCUUCACAGCUAGGGGAAAAAUUCAACAUAAUAACUCAAAGUCCAACACCUUUAAGUUUUACACCAAAUCAGAUAUUUGCUGGAGAAGCUGUGACUGUUACAUGUGGGCCGCCGCCUGACAGUCUAAAUUUUAGAGAAAACUGGACAGCAGAGUGGAAAAUUAAUGAAAAGCCAAUCACUGUGAGACACCAAGCUUUUAAACAGAAUGGUCAAGCAAAGCUAACAGUGACUCCUGCUUUCCUCAGUGACUCUGGAACUUACCAGUGCUUUCUGAGAGACAGGACUGUUUUCCUGCAGACUGGAUCUCUCAGCGUCAAACCUGUACCUGCAAUCCAAGUGAACCCCAUCAGGACAAAUGUCAAAUGUGAGGAUGGAAGCACGACACGAGUGCUGUUGCAAUGCUCUGUCCAAAGCCCGUACCGGGUGCAGCUCAAAGAUGGGGAUGAGGUACUUGUGCAAGGCAGUAGCUCCGCUGCGAUUACUCAUAAUUACGAGAUUACCGACUGUGAAAACCAGGAGAAGCAAAUCAUUUGUGAAGAGCAAAACAAUCGGAAAUUUAAGGAGACAAUAACAGUCGACAUAUCCCCAGAAGCGUUUACAUGUCUUGAUGAUGAUGAAUUUGGUAGUGGAAGGGUUGGUGACACGGCUAAAGCUGCCUGCAAACCAGAUGAAGAGGGGGAGAAGACAGCAGUUUGUGAAGCCAGUGGUGAAUGGGGAGAUCGUCAAGACAGCUGCAUCCUGAAAGUGUUGUUGGCGCUCCUGUCCGAGUCCCAGUUUCUGGAUGAGAUUAUACUCUCAGAUUUCCUGGGGCGACUCAGCAAUGUCACGGGCAACUUCACUGAGAGAAUAGUUGAAUCCCCUGCCAACAUUGGUGCCAUUGUUAAAAUACUCGAACAGGUGGCAAAUGUUUCACGGUCCUCUCCAAUAAAUGAAAAUCAAAUUACGGAUAUCCUGACAACAGUAGAUGUCCUCGUGUCAGAUGGAGCAAAGGAGUCAUGGGACUUUCUAAAUGCCAAUGCAACUAGAAACAGUUCAGCUCAAAGGAGUGCCAGCCUUGAACCUCUAAGUGCCAGUUCAGCGUUGCUUUUAUCCCUUGAGACUGUAUCAAAUGCUCUAAGCAAUGACUCCUUUGAAAUUGCCACACCACUCAUCCUGUUGAACAAAACAGCGAUCACAGGCUCCUUCAGUGCUGAUCUUAACUCUUCUGUGGUGAUAGAUGUUUCAGUGCCUGGCGACCCCUCUAGCACGAUCACUACCAUAACAUUUGCCUCAAUGGAUAAUGUACUCCCUGCAAGAAACGCAAGCAAUUCUACUAUAAACACCAUCAACGGAAAUGUGGUUCUGGUAAAUUUCAAAGGCAGCAUCAACAAUGUGUCAUUCAGCUUUGAUAUCAUAAAUGAGACCCUAGGAAACCCUCAGUGUGUCUUCUGGAACUUCAGCCUCUUCAAUGGUCUUGGUGGAUGGGACGAUGAGGGAUGCGAGUUGGUGUCUAACGCUAACGAAACUGUCACUUGCAACUGCAACCAUCUCACCUCAUUCUCCAUCCUUAUGUCGGCCUUCAUUCCCAAAGAAAUUCAAGCUAUUUUGGCUUAUAUAACGUACAUUGGAGUGGGCAUAUCCUUGGGGUGCUUGGUGAUAUGUCUCAUCAUUGAAGCCAUCAUAUGGAGAAAAGUAUGCAACAACAACACUUUACGCUUAUAUCAUGUUUCCAUUGUCAACAUUGCUGUGUGUCUCCUAAUUGCAGACAUUUGGUUUAUUAUCGCAGCUGCCAUUUCAAGUCCAAAUGUUGAAAAUCCACCAGCAUGCAGAGCAGCAACAUUCUUCAUCCACUUCUUCUAUCUGGCCCUUUUCUUCUGGAUGUUGGCAUCUGCUCUAUUUGUGCUCUACUAUUCAGUGCAUGUCUUUGAUGGAGUUGUGUCUGAACACGCCAUGGCUAUUGGUUUCUCUCUAGGCUAUGGGGCACCUCUCAUCAUUGCAAUCAUUACAAUAGCUGUAACUGCACCCAACAACCAGUACGUCCAAAGAACUGGGGUCUGCUGGCUGAACUGGGAUGAGUCCAAAGCUCUGCUGGCAUUUGUGAUCCCUGCGCUCUUGAUUGUGGUUGUAAACCUGUUCAUCCUGGUUGUAGUGAUGUGCAAAAUUUUCAGCAGCAGAGGAACGGGGAAUGCCACUUCAGCUCAUCAGAAUCAUGUGCUGUUGAGUAUUGCUCGAAAUUUGGUUGUCCUCACACCUUUAUUUGGAACGACUUGGUGUCUGGGAAUAGGAACCAUGAUCAGUCCCAGAAAUGAAGGAAUCCAUAUUGCAUUUGCAGUCUUCAAUUCAUUGCAGGGCUUCUUCAUAUUGGUGUUUGCAACGCUAUUGGACAAAACGAGCCGGUCAGCACUUGUAAAAACACUGUCUACUGUUACAAGUGUUACAACGAGCACUAAUACUGGAACCACAUCAUCAAGUGGACUGGGCUGGAGAAGAGGAAGAGAUGGUUACAAUGUGGCCUUGGGUGGCCCCUCAAGCAGCUCUGGUGCAUCUGAGUUCUAGUGUUAGAAGCAAGAUAACGAAAGUGAAUUUUCUAAAACGGCCAAACUGUGGUCUUACAGUCUUUUACAAACAAAUUCCAGUUUGCACAGUGUGACUGAGAAUAGUUUUAUAUGAAAUGUAAGGAGCCUGAGCAGUGCAAUGAGAAGAAGAAGAAAAAGAAGAAGAAGAAGAAAAAAAAACUUGAGGCCACGAUUUACUAAUUUAUGGUCACUAGAUAUAACUUGUUCCCUGAAAUGUAUUUACUUGUUUCCACGUUUUAGUUGAUUCAUGGCCAUGAUGAAACAGGUGUACAGUACUCUUCCCUUCUGACUGUGACUGCAAUUGACAACAAAGAUUUGGGCAAACUCGUGCGCAGACCCCAAAGAUCCUCAGGGAUAAAGGAUGUUCCAGAGGACAUUUGUCCCCAAACGAGU
Molecule: messenger RNA, 3897 nt
Organism: Myripristis murdjan (pinecone soldierfish)
Lineage: Eukaryota; Metazoa; Chordata; Actinopteri; Holocentriformes; Holocentridae
Gene: adgrf7
Product: adhesion G protein-coupled receptor F7
Exons: 19
Coding region: 80-3484 (1134 amino acids)
Biological process (GO): adenylate cyclase-activating G protein-coupled receptor signaling pathway; cell surface receptor signaling pathway
Cellular component (GO): membrane
Molecular function (GO): G protein-coupled receptor activity
Source: RefSeq, a predicted model, not a curated record